AUGAAAUUAAUAUUAAAUUUAAUAAUAUUAAUUAGUUUUAUUGGAUUAAUUAAUUGUUAUGGAGAAUCAGAUUCAGAAGGUAAUCCAAAUUAUUUAGAAAGAGAAUCACAUAAUAUGCUCAAUGUUGUAAGAAUGUUUCCAAGAGAAUAUAAAAGAGACUUUAUGGUUGGUUUCCAAGGCAUCGAUGAUAUUUUAACAGAAUCAAGAUAUCCAUCAGGAGUUAAUCCAUUAUUUUAUUACAAUUCAUUGAAUCGUUUAGCAAAAGCCCAUAGCUUUGAUAUGGCCACUAAAGAAACUUCAACCAGCAAAUGCUUCCAACAUAACGAUUGUAAUGGUACCACCGUCAACGAUAGAUUUAAAAACUGGGACUCAUGUAUUGAAAAAGGUGCAUAUGGUGAAAAUAUUGCUUGGGCCAAACCACCACAAACUGGUAUUGCAACCAACAAUCAAUUAAUUUGCGAAAAAUUUAACGCUCCAUGUCCAAGUGACCAAGUUGUCGCUGAAAUUGGUCACAGAGAUAUUAUAAUGUCAUUCGAUUACCCAUUCUAUAGUGUUGGUGUCGGUAAUUAUGAAAGCGAAUUCAACUCAUUAUAUUGGACCCAGGAUUUCCUUGGUACACAAUGUGUAUCUGCACCACAAUCUCCAAUUUAUUCAGGAUACCAUACCUAUUACCCAGCCACCUCUGGUGAAACUCUCUUCCUUGUAACCUUCUAUAGCCCAAAAGGUGCUUUGGUUGCCAAGAAAAUGAACAUUGUUUUUAGCAAUACAAAAAUUAAUAUACCACUCAGAUAUGGUAACUCCACUUUCGGUAUUUACUCUCACAAAGCCACAACUUUCACAGAUUGUCAACAAUAUUACUUUGAAACCACCACAACAGACAACAAAGUUUUCAGAUACCCAGAAACUGGUUAUUUACAAACCACCAAAACUUCAUCAACUUGUGUCGGCUGGAACUUAGAGGGCAACAACUUUGUUGUACCAAGCAGCAGUGAAGAAACUACCGAUAGCAGUGGCAGUAGCAGUGAAGAAACUACCAAUAGCAGUGAACAAGAUGGAAGCGAUCCAAACAAUUCAAAUAUUUUAAAAUUAAAUGGUCUUUUAGUUUUAUUAUUCUUAAAUGUAUUAUUAUUUAUUUAA
Dictyostelium purpureum is the source of this 1137-nucleotide messenger RNA. RefSeq lists its product as uncharacterized. The record is from RefSeq and is a predicted model, not a curated record. NCBI's taxonomy places the organism in Eukaryota, Evosea, Eumycetozoa, Dictyosteliales, Dictyosteliaceae. The transcript has a single exon. Bases 1 to 1137 code for a protein of 378 amino acids.